Messenger RNA from Penicillium psychrosexuale, 1095 nucleotides. RefSeq names its product 3-deoxy-7-phosphoheptulonate synthase. The transcript has 3 exons. Lineage: Eukaryota; Fungi; Ascomycota; Eurotiomycetes; Eurotiales; Aspergillaceae. Bases 1 to 1095 code for a protein of 364 amino acids. The record is from RefSeq and is a predicted model, not a curated record. Gene Ontology annotation, molecular function: 3-deoxy-7-phosphoheptulonate synthase activity. Gene Ontology annotation, biological process: aromatic amino acid biosynthetic process. Gene Ontology annotation, cellular component: cytoplasm.
AUGCCCCUCAUCAAGACCACUGAAGUCAACGAGGACAGUCGUGUCCUCGGAUACGACCCAUUGCUGUCACCCUACUUCUUGCAGACUGAGAUCCCUGCGCCUGCUCGUGCCAUCGAAACAGUCCGCGCCGGCCGGAAUCAAGCAAUUGAGAUCAUCGAGCAGCGUGAUGACCGCCUGCUAGUCGUGGUCGGACCAUGCUCCAUCCACGACCCAGACACCGCACUUGAGUACGCCCGCCGGCUGAAGGAGCUUUCCGUAAAACUGGAGAAGGAUCUCUGCGUGAUCAUGCGCGCCUACCUGGAAAAGCCCCGCACAACGGUCGGCUGGAAGGGUUUGAUCAACGACCCCGACAUCGACGAGACCUUCAACAUCAACAAGGGUCUGCGCGUGUCCCGUAAGCUGUACACCGAUCUGACGAGCACGGGUCUGCCCAUUGCCUCAGAGAUGCUAGAUACCAUCUCCCCACAGUAUCUGGCAGAUUUGAUUUCGCUCGGCGCGAUCGGCGCCCGCACCACCGAGUCUCAGCUGCACCGCGAGCUCGCCUCGGGCCUGUCCUUCCCCAUCGGCUACAAGAACGGCACCGAUGGCAACCUGACCGUUGCCGUGGAUGCCAUCGGCGCCGCCUCGCACCCCCACCGCUUCCUCGGUGUCACCAAGCAGGGUCUGGCUGCCAUCACCAAGACCUCCGGCAACGAGCACGGCUUCGUCAUCCUGCGCGGUGGAAACAGGGGCACCAACUAUGACCGCGACAGCAUCCGCACUGCCCGUGAGGCUCUCCGCUCCAAGAAGAAGCGCGAGGUCCUCAUGGUCGACUGCUCGCACGGUAACUCCAACAAGAACCACCUCAACCAGCCCGUCGUCGCCAAGGCUGUCUCUGAACAGCUCCGUGAGGGCGAGACUGCCAUCAUUGGUGUCAUGAUCGAGUCCAACAUCUACGAGGGUAACCAGAAGGUUCCCCCCGAGGGACCCGAGGGUCUCCUCCGCGGUGUCAGCAUCACUGAUGCUUGCAUCAACUGGGAGAUGACGGUUGAGGUGCUCGAGGAUCUCGCCGAUGGUGUUCGUGCUCGUCGUGCUGCCAAGAAAGCGCAGCAAUAG